Messenger RNA from Candida dubliniensis CD36, 993 nucleotides. RefSeq names its product proteasome regulatory particle lid subunit (gene RPN8). Gene Ontology annotation, biological process: proteasome-mediated ubiquitin-dependent protein catabolic process. The coding region runs from base 1 to 993 and encodes 330 amino acids. Gene Ontology annotation, molecular function: protein binding; metallopeptidase activity. Gene Ontology annotation, cellular component: proteasome regulatory particle; proteasome complex. The transcript has a single exon. The record is from RefSeq and is a predicted model, not a curated record. Lineage: Eukaryota; Fungi; Ascomycota; Pichiomycetes; Serinales; Debaryomycetaceae.
AUGUCUACAGCUGCAACUAGUACAAAUGAAUUGGCACUUUUGGAUAAAUCAGUAGUGGUUUCUCCAUUGGUUUUACUAUCGGUAGUGGAUCAUUAUAAUAGAGUUGCCAAAGAUUCCAAGAAAAGAGUCGUUGGGGUAAUAUUGGGAGACAACUCUACCGACACAAUUAAAGUCACAAACUCGUAUGCAAUUCCGUUUGAAGAAGACGAAAAGAAUCCUGGAGUGUGGUUUUUGGAUCACAAUUUCAUAGAUUCAAUGGGGGAAAUGUUCAAAAAAAUCAAUGCCAAAGAAAAAUUGAUUGGCUGGUACCAUUCAGGGCCUAAAUUGAAACCAUCGGAUUUGAAAAUUAACGAAGUUUUCAGAAGAUACACUGAUAACCCGUUGUUGUUAAUUGUUGACGUACAACCAAGAGAAGUUGGCAUUCCAACAGAUGCAUAUUUUGCCGUUGAUGAUAUCAAGAACGAUGGUUCUGCUGCUGAGAAGACUUUUAUUCAUGUUCCUUCUUUGAUUGAAGCAGAAGAAGCCGAAGAGAUUGGGGUUGAGCAUUUGUUAAGAGAUAUUAGAGACCAAGCAGCUGGUAACUUGUCAUUAAGAGUUGCUGAAACACAUCAAUCAUUAUUGGGUUUGCAUCAGAAACUUGGAGAAAUUGCCAAUUAUUUGGAUAAGGUUUACCAAAAGAAAUUACCUAUGAAUCAUACUAUCUUGGGGAAAUUACAGAAUGUUUUUAAUUUAUUGCCAAAUUUGAUGCAACAACUGGGGAGUGAUCCACACAGUAGCUCAGACUCGUCUCAUGAAUUAGCUACAGCAUUUACUGUCAAAACAAAUGAUGAAUUGAUGAUCAUAUACAUUAGUAUGUUAGUUCGAGCUAUUAUUGCUUUCCAUGAUUUGAUUGAAAACAAGUUAGAAAAUAAAAAGUUGAACGAAAGUAAAGCACAAGCUUCUGUGGCAGACUUGUCAUUAAAUAGCGAAAAGAAAGAUUCUAUAGAAGAAUAA